AUGGCUGAUGAUAUGGAACAAAUCGCGGUGGACCCUGAUUUCUACUCUAUGGCCACUGGCUAUGGCAUGGAUCCGCAAGACUUUCAGUCGGAGACCACCUCUAUUGCGUCCACGAUCGCGAGAGGACGAUACCAGGCCACUAAGGAAAAUGACUACUGGGGUCCUUCUGACGAGCAGCAGUUUGAGGCGUUUGAGAUUGGUGAUGUUGCCGAUCUCUAUCCGUCUGCUAUCGUCCGUGGCGUGGAUAUCUUCCCCCCGCCCGUGACAUGGAUGCCCCCGAACUGCGUCUUCGAAGUGGAUGAUGUGCUUCGCGAGUGGACAUGGACAGAGUCGUUUGACUUUAUCCAUAUGCGCCUAAUGUACGGCGCCUUCCCUCCUGAGGGAUGGGACCAGCGUGGACCGUUUACCACCAUUAUGACGAAUAAUCAUGUCGUCGAGAUCGUCAGAGGUCAAAAUAUCUCUUUGAUCUCCCUCUCGGUAAAAUUGACCGCUAUUCAAAGGCUAAGAAUAGGAAUUUCUGGAAGCUAG
Molecule: messenger RNA, 528 nt
Organism: Penicillium samsonianum
Lineage: Eukaryota; Fungi; Ascomycota; Eurotiomycetes; Eurotiales; Aspergillaceae
Exons: 7
Coding region: 1-528 (175 amino acids)
Source: RefSeq, a predicted model, not a curated record